GCCGCAUGACUGACCAGAAUGCCCACGACGAACCUAUACAAAAAAAAUAAUGGAGCAACCAAGCCAGUGUGGGCAGACUGGGAGUGACAACUGUUUAUAAGAGGAGCAACCCUGGCGCCAGUUUUAGCGAUCACUAGCUCUGCCUUCUCCACUUUCACUUAAGAGCUCAGCAAAAUGGUUCUUGGAGCGUUGGCGACUGCAGUCGCCUCGAUGCAAUUGCAAUGGAGCCUCCUCCUCAUCUACGGUCUCCUGGGCGGUCUGCUCCUGUGGAAGGCCGGCCGGCUGCUCGAGCGGCUGUGGUGCGAGCCGCGGCGGCUCGAGCGGGCGCUGCGCGCGCAGGGCCUCCGGGGCACCUCGUACCGCUUCCUCACCGGUGACCUCAAGGAGUACCGCCGGUUCAACAAGGAGGCCGCCGCGUCCAAGCCUUUGCCGCUGCGGUGCCACGACAUCGCCGGCCAUGUCGCGCCGUUUGUCCACGGCGCCGUCCUCGAACACGGCAAGACGUGCUUCUCGUGGUUCGGCCCGAUCCCCAGAGUGACCGUCACCGACCCGGACCUCGCAAGGGACGUGAUGUCCAACAAGUUUGGCCACUUCGAGAAGCCCAAGUUCCCGGCGUUGAGCAAGCUGUUCGCCGAUGGCGUAGCCAACUACGAGGGCGAGAAGUGGGUCAAGCACAGGAGGAUCCUCAACCCUGCGUUCCACCUCGAGAAGCUCAAGCUCAUGCUGCCGGCGUUUUCUGCGUGUUGUGAAGAGCUUGUAGGCCGAUGGGUUCAGUCACUUGGUUCUGACGGCUCGUGCGAGCUGAACGUGGACCCGGAACUUCAGACCCUCACCGGAGAUGUCAUCUCUCGCACCGCAUUCGGCAGCAGCUACCUUGAAGGGAGAAAGAUUUUCCAGCUACAGGCCGAGCAAGCAGAGCGCCUCAUGUCCAUCAUGGACAAGUUUGCCGUUCCGGGAUACAUGUCCUUGCCUACCAAAAACAACCGAAGGAUGCGCCAAAUUAAGAACGAGAUCGAGUCAAUUCUUCUGGGUCUAAUUAGUAAAAGAAUGCAAGCUAUGAAAGAAGGUGAAAGCGCCAAAGAUGACUUGCUGGGCUUACUGCUCGAGUCAAACAUGAGAGAGACAGGCGAGAACGGCCAGUCCAGCCAAGGAAUGACGAUUGAAGAUGUCAUGGAGGAGUGUAAGCUGUUCUACUUUGCAGGAAUGGAGACGACAUCAGUGCUGCUUACAUGGACGAUGAUCCUACUAAGCAUGCACCCAGAAUGGCAGGACCGUGCAAGGGAGGAAGUCCUUGCCCUGUUUGGGAAGAACCAACCGGGAUACGACGGCCUCAGUCGCCUCAAAACAGUGACCAUGAUUCUCUACGAGGUUCUCCGGCUGUACCCGCCGGCCAUCGCGUUCAGCAGGAAAACAUACAAGGAGAUGGUGAUCGGGGAUGUCACAUACCCCGCCGGCGUGAUCGUGGAGCUCCCCGUGAUGUUCAUCCACCACGACGCCGACAUCUGGGGAAGCGAUGUGCACGAGUUCAGGCCAGAGAGGUUCGCCGAGGGGAUCGCCAAGGCGUCCAAGGAUAGGCUAGCGUUCUUCCCGUUCGGCUGGGGGCCGCGGAUUUGCAUCGGCCAGAACUUUGCUCUUCUAGAGGCUAAGAUGGCGCUGAGCAUGAUCCUGCAGCGCUUUCAGUUUGAGCUCGCGCCGACGUAUACUCAUGCGCCGCGCCAAGUCAUAAUGCUGCGCCCGAUGCACGGUGCUCAGAUCAAGCUCAGAGCAAUAUGAUGCUGGCCUGUAUUGGACCUUUUUAUGUUUUUUUUUUGGCGUUCUUUCAUCAGAGCCCAAUAGUGUUGUGUAGUAUUGGACCUUUUUAUGUUUUUUUUCUUGAUCAACGAUGAUGAAUAGUCGGUGUCCUUUCGUGUC
Sorghum bicolor (sorghum) is the source of this 1911-nucleotide messenger RNA. Its product is annotated as cytochrome P450 72A15. The coding region runs from base 175 to 1773 and encodes 532 amino acids. The transcript has 4 exons. The record is from RefSeq and is a predicted model, not a curated record. Lineage: Eukaryota; Viridiplantae; Streptophyta; Magnoliopsida; Poales; Poaceae. Gene Ontology annotation, molecular function: iron ion binding; oxidoreductase activity, acting on paired donors, with incorporation or reduction of molecular oxygen; monooxygenase activity.